AUGUCUGGUUAUUUUUCAGGAUUUUCUUUGAAUAAGAUCACCGAUUCGAUUGCUACCGCUGCUCACAAAACUCAAGACACCUUGAACUCUGCGUUGGCAAAUGCGAACGUGAACUUGAACGAUCCGCAAACAAGAUUGUCUAUCAAAUCGCGCACAAGAUUUGUCCAAGAAUCAUUGGGCACUGUAUCUGAUAUAAGCAAAUUACCACCACAGUACCAAUUUUUGGAGAAGAAAAGCGAUUCUUUGGAGAAAGUUUGUAAGAGGAUUUUGCUAGUGUCUAAGACAUUCGAAGUGGAAGGCUACGACUAUCCGCCAAAUUUAACGGAAAGUAUUUCGGAUUGGUGGUCCCUUAAUAAAGACGGAUGGUUUGGCUCUAAAAAAUCGGAACACGCGAGUAAAAAGAAGGAUUCCAACCAUGAUGAUGCAUUUUUGCCAAGGUCCUUUGCCCAGGCAAUUUCGAAAGCAGCUGUUGAUUGUGAAUUCGAAUUCAAAAACUUAGAACAGAACGAAAAGGCAGAAUUGAAGCAGAAAAAGGAGUCCAAAAAAGCCGCACAGGAAACAGAUGAACAAGAAGAAGACGAAGACGAAGAGGAGGAAGAUGAAGAUCUAUCAAAUCUAAUCAAAGUUUUCGACUCAUGGUCAACAUGUUACAAAAACAUCGAUGAAGGCAAAGCGGAAAUGGAUUCUAUGAUGAUUAAAGAAUUCAACAAAAAAUUAGAAAAAUUGAUAAACGAGGACUUUAAGAAGGUUCAUGACUUACGCAGAAAAGUAGAAGAAUCAAGACUUAAGUUUGAUACAAUGCGUUAUGAAGGCAAGUCAAAAGAAGAACAAUCGAGAGCUCAAAAGGAUGAAACCUCAAAGGAGGCCGACAACAACGACAACACUGCAAACCCUAAACCCUUAGAGGAUGCUCUCACUACUGAAAAUAAAACAGGAGAGGAAAACCAAACAAAGGUUCCUGAAGAAGAACCAAAAAAGGUGGAAAACGAGGUCGCCACUGCCGAUGAUAGUGUUACGAACGAAAAUCCAAAACAACAACCAGCUAAUCAGCCAUCAAUUGAAGAUUCCGAAGAAAACAAACUGUUAGAAAAACUGGAAGACGAGUUUGUCUCCAAUACUACAGUUGCUGUGGAAACAAUGGAAGAAAUCACUGACAGUUCUGAAAUUUUGAGUUUAGUGAAACUAUUUCAAAAUUUCCAAUUGGUGUAUUUCAGACAAUGUGUUCAGGAGGUGGAAGCAAACCUGAAGGUUUUAAACGGUAUGGAAAACUAG
Saccharomyces eubayanus is the source of this 1272-nucleotide messenger RNA. RefSeq lists its product as uncharacterized. Bases 1 to 1272 code for a protein of 423 amino acids. The transcript has a single exon. NCBI's taxonomy places the organism in Eukaryota, Fungi, Ascomycota, Saccharomycetes, Saccharomycetales, Saccharomycetaceae. The record is from RefSeq and is a predicted model, not a curated record.